CAUACCUUGCCCAUGAAAGAUAAAAAGAUACAACAGCUCUAACAUUCAUGUUUAAGUAAAUUUUUGAGUCUUAAAAUGACUUAUUUAAACUUUAAAGUUCACUCAGUUUAGUUGGUUUAGUGCAUUUUGAUGGCAGAGCUUCACGACAGUCUAUUUUCUCAAUUCGAGAAACUUUCAGAAUCUGAUGAGAUCUCAUCCAAAGGCAAUCGCCGCCGUUCCCAAAAGGAAAGAGCAAUUUACACACCAGGAAGUGGACCUUUGAAGAAAACUGAAAAUUGUGAUGAAGAAGCUCCCGUUCAACAGACACAAAACAACAAAAUUAGCAAGAAAAACCAAAAGUCUGAAGGUCAGAAAGAAGAUAAAGUUCCAAACAACAAUAGUACUCGAUUGCAAGGAGGGAAGAAAGAUGAUGUCUCGCAGUCGACUCAUAAAGAUAAGAAGACUAACCUCGAUAAAAGUGCACCCAAAAUAACCAAUAGUCGAAAUUUUUCUAAUUCAAAGGAUUUUGGAAGCAAAAAAUCUCUUAAUACAUUUCCCGGCAAUAAAAGUGAACCACCAGCUUCAAAAGAGCCGCGAUCAGACACUGAAGACAGAACCUUUGAUGGAAAACAAAAGAACAGGAAACCGGAUUCCCAGAUCUAUUCGGUCCCAAAACCUGUUCGAGCUUCUAACAUCCACGAGCAACUUAAUGAGUCGCACAAGGACACUCAAAGUGACUUUGGAAAAAAUAAUAGAUCUUUUCCAAAAUCAUCUAAGUAUAAACACAGUAAUGUCAGAAAUGAAACCAAUAAAAAUUUUGGCAGAACAUACAAUGAACAAGAUAGAAAACGAACACAAAGUCAAAAAUUCAGCAAAGAAAAUGAAGAUAUACCGGUGAAAAUGAAUUUCAAAGGAAGCGACGAUUCUCAUCCAAAUAAGCCUUUUGGUGAAGGUUGUGACCGUAAUUUUUCCCGCGUAAGUUCUGAUGAAAACUCAAGACCUUCCUCCUCUUUUUCUGCCAAUAAAUUGCCUCAAACUGUGAACACUUAUGAACCUUGCAAUAAACCCCAAAAUGUUAACAAUCCUGCAACAAAUAGUACAAAUACUUCAAGCAAUUAUAUUACUCAAGCAUCAAGUGAUUUUAGCCACCUUGGUGCCCAAAAUCAAGAAAUAGAUGUCCAGAAAAAUUCAAGACAGACAUCUGAUCCAAGAUCUUUUCAGCAACAUUCGUCUGGAGCUAAUGUGAAUAGAAAUCAAUUGAAUUCAGAGGCUGCCGCACAACGAGGUGAAUUUUGGUCUCAUUCAACAAAAUUUUCUGAUGAGAGAAGACCUUUACCAAGCAAAGCCACAAGUUAUGAAGGUGGGAACCCUUAUCGAAGGAAUCGUAACCAUCGCUCAGGUUCAUUCAAUGACAGAGGCUCUGGUCCUGAAAAAUAUCCGGGUAGCUAUAGAGUUCCUGAGCAAGAGAAGGGUUCUGGUCACAAUAGAGGUCCUGGUCAUGAUAGAGGCUCCGGUCACGAUAGAGGCUCCGGUCACGAUAGAGGCUCCGGUCACGAUAGAGGCUCUGGUCACGAUAGAGGCUCCGGUCUUGAUAGAGGUUCCGGUCAUGAUAGAAGCUCCGGCCAUGACAGAGGCUCUGGUCAUGACAGAGGCAUCGGUAACGACAGAGCCAGUCAUGAUAGAGGCUUUGGUCAUGAUAGGGGUUCUGCUCGAGAACAAGAAUCAGCGCUUAGUCGAAAUCAUGGACCCAGUGCAGGCUCUAACUCUGAUAAAAAUUUUGAACGUCCUGAAGAAUCUCACAGUAAUAAAGGGUUAGCCAAUGACAGUAGACCAUACCCUGAAAAAAGGUUUGGCAGUGAUAGAAAGAUACCUCCAAGUAACUUGUCUAAUCUCUCUGGAAUACAAGACAGGGUUCAAAAUUCUAUGAAAUUGCCUGAGAAUGUACCAGAAAUGGGCUAUGCAUUCAAUGAUAGAGGGCGUCCGAUGCAAGGUAGGAGAUCGCCGCCUGUUGAUGAUGGACAAAUAAGAGGCCAAGGUUUUCACUCUGUCCAAGGAUCCAACCCUGAUCUUCGUCCUCUUCAAACUGAAGGCAUCUUUGACCCCAAAGAACGUCACGGGCCAAAUGAAAAGAAUAUUUCAAUCAUGAGGCAUGCUUCUUCUAUGCAAGCCCUUUCAACCGAAAGACUGGUAAGAACUGAUCACACUAUUCCUCCUGAAGCUAACUCAUUCCUUGAAAAAGGUAGAUAUCUUGAAACAAGUAAUACUUAUAAUCCUAGUCCAAGACCUGACCAUGGGGGUGAAUCCUUUUCUUUCAAUAAAAAUACUGCUCCUCCACUGCAGAAUUGGAAUCCAGUACAGGAACAUAACCUUCCUCUUGAUCGAAACCCUUCAAAGGACAGAGGUCCCUCACGCACAGGCUGGGAGUUUGCUACAGUAAGAGACUUUCCACGUGGAAGAGGAAGAAAUUUGGACAGGAGGCAACCGCUUAACAAUGUAUCAUCAAAUGCUGUGAGGCCUUUGGAAAAUAAAUCUGCUCCUGAUUUCCAUCCAGCAUACGACAUGCCAUCCUCUCAUGAUGCAUCCUCUUCAGUGAUGUCCCAAAGUUCCUCUCAUGAAAGACCUAUGCGUGAUCGAAUGUCAAACAAACCUCCGAUGCAUCAAAAAACCCCUAAAUCCACUUUCACUGCACCUCGGUUCUUGAGAAAAGCUAUGGAAGAAAAUCGUUUGAAAAAUCUUAAUCAAAAUAUGGAUUUCAUUGGCACCAAUUCAGAACAUAAAUGGGAUGGAUCAAGUGCGACUUACUCCAGUAGACGUGAUAAUUAUCCAGCUAAUUCAGCCUCUCUUCCCCCGCCUUCCACCAACCUUCCACCCACUCAUAAUCAGCCUAGUCAUUAUUCCCAACCUCGAGGAUCUAACAGUUGGGGACUUCCUCACAAUCAACAAAAUUCCAAAUCGCGGGGAAAAAGUUUUCACCAUAUGAAUGGCCCUGAUCAUAAAUUCACAAAUGAUCGUCCUACUAGUUCUGAAAUUCCAGAGCUUUCAUCGAGUAACGUUCGAACCAAUAUUCAAAGUAAAGCAUAUCAUUCAAAUGAUUCCUGGAAAAACUACGACUCUCAUAAUCGUACGGAAAGAAACCGGGAGUAUCCAGAUGAAAGUUCUGAUAACCGAAGAGACAGGAGACUGCCUAGUCAAUCAGACACAAGCUCCAUUGACUAUCAAACAAACACUGUUAGUCGCGAUUCUUUCAGCUCAGACCAUUCUGAAAAACCCAUUGUCAAUGGCAAAAGAGAGGACUCAUCAGAUGAAGAGGAAGAUAAUGAUGAAGAAGAUUCAAUUGCAAAAUCAGUCGGAGAUCCCUUCUCUAUGAACUGGGCGGAUGCUGUAGAAAAUGAUGAUGAUGAAUUUAGUGAGCCUGUCCAGAGGAAUGAAGAGCCAGGUCCACGUGAAGCAGUUCGUGCUCCUGCGGAUAGGCACUCUGACAGGAAUCGAAGGCGUCGAAAAAAAAGUGGAAGUCAAGAACGAGACCUAAGUAGAAGACGAGACUCAAACGCUUCAAGUUUCCGACAAGAUGGUCGCUUCACGCAAAAUGAAGAGAGGAUGGAUUGGGGACGGUCUUCUAAACCAAUGGGUAUGGAUAGAAAUCGGCGAAAAGACAGUACUGGAAGCUGGAACAAUGAGAGACCAUUCAAUCGAGAUCGUGAUAAGGACCGUGGUGGCAACAGAAGGAACCGCAACAGAAGCUCAAAAAGAGGAAUCGAUAAGCAAAGAGACAGAGACAGAGAGAGGCUUGACCGAGAUCCUGAAAAUUGGCGGGCUCGAAAUGAUAGUAUGUCUGAUUCCAAACCAGACUUUGAACCUAGGUCAAGAGAUGAAAACCAUCCAAAGGAUAGCAACCGGGAAGAUGGAUCAAUUCAUAGAGAACCUGUAAAUACCCCGAAGUGCCCCUCAAUAGGUGGUAUUCUUGUUCUACCAGCCGAAACAUCCAUGUCAAGAGCAGCAAAGAACCCCUCUCUCUCUCAUCCAGAGACAUCCUCAAGUUCAGGGCAACAAAAGACUCUGUUCGAUCCUAAUAAUCCAGGUAAACCAAUUUACGUGCCUUUAGCUCAUUUGCGGCCUGGACGUUCAGAACGGUCUUUGAAUGUUUCGUUUCCUGACAGGGGAACUCCUUAUGCCCCUCAGUCUGGCGGAGCAGAUUCUGCUUCAUCUGCAAGCUCGUCAAGACCCUCUUGGUACGAUCCGCAUUCGGAAAGUUUCAAGUCAGCAAAAGAUCAGUCUCUUUUGUUGGACAUUUGUCGUGGUGAUCUUGAACUGCAAUGGUUGUGUUCUUCAAAUCUCAUUCAACACUGGUCAAGAAUAGCUGAGCUGAGGAAUUUCUUUGAACUUGCACUAGAAGCAUUACUUGUCCAUGAUUUGAAAUUUUGUGAAGCAGAAAACAUUGAAUGUCAUAUAUGGAAAGUGGCCUAUCAUAAUUUGAUUGAGCUCCUCCGCAAACUUAUGCUAGAUAACCCAGAACAGAAAGAUAGUGUUCGCACGUACUUAAUGCAAUUGAUUGAACAGGGAACUGAAUAUUUCAAGAGGCUCUUGAGCAGGCUCGAAGAAACGUAUCAAAUUAAAUUUGAUGCACCCAUCAAUACUGCUGAAAAAGUCACAGGAUUAACCUCAAUCGCUCUAAUUUCUGCUCAGAAGCUUUUCAUUUUCCUUGGUGAUUUGGCUAGGUACAAAGAGCAAGUGAAUGAAACAUCAAACUAUGGAUCAGCUAGGAGUUGGUAUCUGAAAGCCCGGGAAAUGAAUCCGAAAAAUGGGAAACCGUACAACCAAUUAGCCCUAAUCGCAUUUUGUUCCAAGAGGAAAAUAGAUGCAGUUUACUAUUAUAUGCGCAGCUUGAUGGCCUCAAACCCGAUUCAGUCUGCGAAGGAAAGUCUCCUGUCUCUAUUUGACAAUAACAGAAAGAAGUACGAGUCUCUUGAGAAAAAACGGAUGGAAGACAGAUUAAAAAAGAAUAAAGAUAAGGCAAAGGAAAAGGAGAGCUUUCAUGAUAGUAAUAAAAAACGUCGUGAGAUUUGGAUUCGUCCAGAUGACGGCACAAGAAAGAAAAUGACUCUUACAACUAAAGAGGAUUCCGAGGAUGAAGAGCUCUCUCUACUUUCUCACAUAGAGGUCAAUAAAAGAUUUGGUGUUAGCUUUUUACACAUUCAAGGAAAACUCUUCAAUAAAGUUGGAAUGGAGACAUUCCAGGAUGCUGCUCACCAGAUGUUGCGCGAAUUUAGAGCUUUAUUACAACAUUCCCCAAUGGCCUUAAAUGUUACCCGGCUCCUUCAAUUAUUAGCAUUAAAUAUGUUUGCAAUUGUUAACACACAAUUGAAAGAUAAACAACUUGGAGAUGAGCUUGAGGUUAGGACUGUUCAACAAGAAUCAGCCUUGUUAGUAUCAUUGCAAAUGUUCAACAUAAUUUUAGAACGAACCAUUCAGUUGCUGAAGGAUCAGUUCUUUGUGGAAGGGAAAGGACCUCAGCCUCACCAAAAUUUUGUCGGCUCAGAUCUCGAAAUUUUAUUGCCUGCAAUCAAAGUAUGGUGCGAUUGGCUAAUGUAUCAUGAAAAAGUUUGGAACCCUCCUCCCUCAUGCUGUGAUUAUCUUGUCGGCCCUGUGUCAGCUGACUGUUGGAACCGUUUAGCAUCUUUAGCAAACUACUGUGAGAAGAUGGAAUUUGAAAAUUCGGAACUGAUAGUUGCUGAGAAACAACCGGAAGAUUUUGUGCCGGUAUUACUUCCUGAAGAUUCCUUAUUGUCUGGAUUUUCUCCUCUAAUUUCACCUUUUCCAUCCAAAGGUUCUGUCUACACAUCUAAAUCAGGGGAUCUGGAUACAGCUCAGAUGCAUCAUCGUGUAGAUAGAAUAUUAUUCUUCACCACUAUAUAUUUGCGUGGUCUAGAACCUCCAGUGCUGAAAUUACAGAAAAAUGACUCUGGUCAUUCAGAAUACAUUUCAGUUGUUGAAGCUGCCACCUCUUCUCGAGACCAGAGUGAUACGGAGCUAUGCACUGAAAGUAUGAGUGAAGAAGAAGACUGUGAUGCAAUUCUAAUUGGAGAAGUUGAUGUUGAGUCUGAAAAUUAUGAUGAUGAUAAUUUGGAGAAAAAUUCACCUACAAAAGAAACCCGGAAUCUUUUAAGGCAGAAAAAACUCCUUGAAAAAGCUCAUCAAAAGAAGGAGCGCUACGAACAACAAGUGAAUGCUAUUCUGGAGCAAUGUUCCUAUAGCGUAGAAAUGGAAGUGAAACCAAAGUACUUAGUUCCUGAUACAAAUUGUUUCAUCGAUUACCUACCGUAUUUGAGAUCCAUUUCUGAAGUGACCACUGACACAAACGAGACAUUAUAUUCGUUAAUGGUGCCUUUGAUUGUUAAAAAUGAGCUUCAGGGCUUAUCACGCGGAAUUAAGAAAAGUGCAGAAGUAGCUGAGUCUGCCAAAGAAGCUCUAGAGUUCCUCUGCAGUCAGUCUACACGUGCGGUCAAGUGCGUGACAACCAAAGGUGCUAUCAUUCACCAUGCCUCUAAUUUCUCAGAAGAAGAAGAUGGCGUGGAAGGGUUGAAGAAUGAUGACAAAAUUUUGGAAACUUGCAUUAUUCUGUGCAAGAAUAAACCUGCUGAAGAAUCUAAAGAAGGACAACCAAGGAAAAUUCACCGCAAUGUGGUUCUGCUAACUGAUGACAGGCAUCUAAGAGUGAAAGCUCUUUGCAGAGAUAUGCCUGUUCGCACAGUUCCUGAUUUUGUGCAAUGGGCUGGCCUCGGAUAGCCUGCCAUUGUGUCCUUAUAACUAGUUGUUCAAGUAUGGUCAGCUCUAAGUCCUGGCUCAGCCACUUAUGAAGCAGGAAUCAUCGAAACUGGAUUGAUUAACUACAGAGCCUCUUUUCAGGUUUAAAUUUGCAGGGUUUUUAAGAAUUCAAAUAAGAGAAUCAGAUGCUAGAAAAAAUUAGCGAUCAUUCUCUCAGAGGGAUCCUGUCUAUUGCAUGUAUUUUUAAUGAUGAAUUCCUAUUCUCGUUCCAUUUUUUUUGUAGGUAUGAGUUAAGGACUGAUAGGAUUAUUACCUCUCCUUUUUAUUUUUUCUUCCCUCCUCCGCCCCCCCCCCCCAAUUACUCAUUGUUAAAUGGGUAUCAAUUUUCCUAAUGAAAUACCAUGAUCUAUCGCCAAGAUUUUUCAUGUCACUCUGUUUAUAUAAGAAAUUCUUGAACAAUUGUGAAAAUCCCUUGAUAUCGGUCUUAAGAGUAAAACUGAGGUGAAGUUAAACAUAUUUAAGUAUUAUUUUAAGUUGUAUAAUUCAUGUUCGAUCUUGAGCAUCGUUUUUUUCCUUAAUUCCAUCAUUAAUGUAGUCUUUAAAGGGGUGUAUUCAAAACCGGCAACAUUUUCUACCUCCUGCAUGUUGAUCAAUUUUUAGCAUGGUAUUCCUUAUGAAAGGAUAUGCUUGUUAUUAAAGUACUAAGGCCCAAAACAAAUUAUUGUCCAUGUGGCCCCCAAGCCUGAAACUUGGCAACACUGCAACAUUGACAGAAAUUUUUAUAGGCCCAGAAAUUUUCAUCUAUUGUAAAUCCUAUUGCAUGGCAUAUAACUUAAAACUGGUCGAUAUUGAGUACGGAAUAACAUACUUGAAAUUGGUAAACAGCAAGGGGGAGGGGGAUUUCUGCUUUUGAGUAUAUUCCUUUAAACUGCAAGAAGAAGAUACACUUUAACAAGUUAGGUUAAGUAAACUUAACUAAAUGAGAAGGAGUUAAUUUUAUGAUGGCGACUUAGACUUUUAUCUUUCAAACGACCUCUCAAGUUUCAGUAAUUUUACUCUGAUUUGCAAAUCUUGAACUGAUUGAUAGAAAGGAGGAAUUAUAAUGCAUAUAUUGUACAUACAUUUCCAUGAGGAAGCCUAUCUUAAAUUACUUUAACAUUAUUACAAAACUUUAACACCUGAAGGUAUUUACUUAAAAUUAAAAUCACAAACUUACGGUGACAAAUCUAUAACAUGCAUGGCUGUACAAGAAUAGGAAACAACAGUAAAAGUGGGAGACAAGUUGUUCACAAUUCAUUUUGUGAACAAUGCAUGACUUUAGAAGAGAGUUUCUGUUAGAUUUAAAAGGAUAUCAUUAGAAUGACAAAUCAUCAAAGAUUGAUUAUAGGCACCACCUUGAAAUCAUAAAUCGCAAAAUUUUACAUCCAUAUUUUGACUGUAUGAUUUGUAGGUGGUAGUUAUAUUCAUUCCUUUAUAAUUCGUCGCUCUGGUUAUCUUCUCUUGUAUCUUGAAGGGAGGCCAUCAGGAGUCAUGUCUUGCCUUGAGUACAGGCCAAAUUUGACAUAGACAAGCCAGGGAUUGCCAACCACCAAUUUAUUUAAAUUGCUGGGUGACCGCUGUCUCCUAUGAGCUUCAUGACUGCUAUUGCCAUGCAAACCUCAGUGUUCAAAAAAUGCAGGUUUCCGGUUUUUUAGGUUUUUUAAUUUUUCUUUGUUAUACCAAUUGAUGAAGGUGCUAUCCAGCCCGGAAAUGUCUCAAGCUUUUUACAUUUUUCAGCCUUAAAUUCUCAAUAUGUUUCCGUUCUGGUACAUAUUUUGGACUACUCAAAUCUUCAUUGCCAUGUACCUAUAGAAUAAGAACCAAUAAAAACCUCAGCAGAUAACAAUAUCGAUAAAUGCACGCUCCUAUCAUAGAUUUUGGUAAUUUUAGUCAAUUGAUUCAAUUUAUUCAAAUAGUUGUCUGUAUUUGUUUCUUCUUUUUUAAGUAAUGGUAACCCUCUCUCUUGUUUUGUUGAUAAUUUUCUUUUUCAACCGGUAGCUAUUUUCUACAGUUUCCUUUUUUAAUUUAUUUUAAAGCAACUUAGUUCAUUAGACUGUCAAUGUCUAUCUUGUGAUGGUUUUAAUACCCGCAAAUUCACUUUUUGCCUGUAGCCGAUCACCAUCCAGCACAAGACGCACUGCUGCCACUAGAUGGUGAUUGGUUACUGCUUCAACUUUAUCCUGCCAUUUUUGCGAGUGAUUUCAUCUUAUUAAAUAUCAAUUUUUAGACGGAUCCCUCUUGUCUUUGAAUUGCAAAGGCAGAGUUUGUAUUUUAAAGUAAUAUUGCACUUAUCUCUGCUCUGCAUCCUCUUUUUACUCAUUAUUAUCAGAAUGACUUCAUUUUACAGAUAUGAUUAAUCGGUAUCAAUUGAUUUCAAAAAUACUUUUAAUCACUGUAUUGUUAAGUUUCAAAAAUGGAAGAAAAGUUGUAGUCGAGUUUUUUUUUUUUUUAUUUUUAAAAUUUUUUAGUUUAGAAAUCAGUAACAGUCAGCAUCUUUAAGCAAGCAUGUCUCUUUCACAGUGUCCUAAGUAUAAAAAUUGGCUGUAAGUAAUUUGACGUAAAAAGAAAAUGUUUAAUUUAGUUAAAGAUUUUUUUAGCUAAAGGAAGGUCUCAUUUUUUUAUAAUUUAUACCUCUCAUUAAGACUAUGAUACCUUUUACAUACAAAUAAAAGUUAGUUGUGGCUUUUCACAA
Messenger RNA from Bemisia tabaci, 9472 nucleotides. RefSeq lists its product as uncharacterized. The record is from RefSeq and is a predicted model, not a curated record. Gene Ontology annotation, molecular function: protein binding; telomerase RNA binding; telomeric repeat DNA binding. Lineage: Eukaryota; Metazoa; Arthropoda; Insecta; Hemiptera; Aleyrodidae. Gene Ontology annotation, cellular component: telomerase holoenzyme complex. Gene Ontology annotation, biological process: nuclear-transcribed mRNA catabolic process, nonsense-mediated decay.